Messenger RNA from Orcinus orca (killer whale), 1971 nucleotides. It is a transcript of the gene BSCL2, whose product is annotated as BSCL2 lipid droplet biogenesis associated, seipin. The transcript has 12 exons. The coding region runs from base 197 to 1672 and encodes 491 amino acids. The record is from RefSeq and is a predicted model, not a curated record. Gene Ontology annotation, biological process: lipid droplet organization; lipid storage. Gene Ontology annotation, cellular component: endoplasmic reticulum membrane. NCBI's taxonomy places the organism in Eukaryota, Metazoa, Chordata, Mammalia, Artiodactyla, Delphinidae.
AGCUUUUCCACCUGCCGCACCCACUCCCAAAUCUAUUGACUGAUCCUAUCCCCCAAGAACGGUAACACAGGAACUGUCCUCUGAGACUCUGGAUGACUUUAUUCUUCAAAUGGCUUUACACUUCCAAUAGUUCCAGAGACCUGGGGCCAGCUCUCCUUACAGAUCCCAAGACUCCUCCUGUGAUCUCAAGGAGUCAAUGAAAGAAAGCAUCUCUUAUCCUGAGGGACCCUCCAUUCCCCAUAUCCUGGAAAAUGUGAUGAGCUACAGGUAUCAGCUUCUAGAUCACCACUUUAACGUUCUAGCUACAAGUACUCGAGCAGAAGAUCCAGGGGCAGCGAGGUCCAUCAGGAAGAUGUCUAAAGAAAUGGCAGACCAAAGAGAAGAAGGAGCAGCUGGGGAAAGAGUGGCAUGCAGAGAUCAGAUCAAAGAAUCGGGCAAAGACGAGGAACCACCAGCUGCUUCAUCCCAUGGCCAGGGGUGGCGUCCAGGUGGCAGAGCACCUAGGAACUCAAGGCCUGAACCCGGGGCCAGACCCCCUGCACUCCCCAUCAUGGUCAAUGACCCACCAGUACCUGCCUUACUGUGGGCCCAGGAGAUGGGCCACGUCCUGGCAGGCCGUGCCCGCAAGCUGCUCCUGCAGUUCGGGGUGCUCUUCUGUACCAUCCUGCUCCUGCUCUGGGUGUCUGUCUUCCUCUAUGGCUCCUUCUACUAUUCCUACAUGCCGACAGUCAGCCACCUCAGCCCCGUGCAUUUCUACUACAGGACCGACUGUGAUUCCUCCGCCUCCUUACUCUGCUCCUUCCCUGUUGCCAAUGUCUCACUGGCUAAGGGUGGACGUGAUCGGGUGCUGAUGUAUGGACAGCCGUACCGCGUUACCUUAGAGCUUGAGCUGCCAGAGUCUCCUGUGAAUCAAGAUUUGGGCAUGUUCUUGGUCACCAUUUCAUGCUACACCAGAGGCGGCCGAAUCAUCUCCACCUCUUCACGCUCCGUGAUGCUGCAUUACCGUUCAAACCUGCUCCAGAUGCUUGACACACUGGUCUUCUCUAGCCUCCUGCUGUUUGGCUUUGCAGAGCAGAAGCAGGUCCUGGAGGUGGAGCUGUACCCAGAAUACAGGGAGAACUCGUAUGUGCCGACCACCGGAGCCGUCAUCGAGAUCCACAGCAAGCGCGUCCAGCUGUACGGAGCCUACCUCCGCAUCCACGCCCACUUCACUGGGCUCAGGUACCUGCUGUACAACUUCCCGAUGACCUGCGCUUUCGUUGGUGUCGCCAGCAACUUCACCUUCCUCAGCGUCAUCGUGCUUUUCAGCUACAUGCAGUGGGUGUGGCGGGGCAUCUGGCCCCGACACCGCCUCUCUCUGCAGGUAAACAUCCGAAACAGAGACAGGUCCCACAAGGAAGUCCAGCGGAGGAUCUCUGCCCAUCAGCCAGGGCCCCAAGGCCAGGAGGAGUCCCCUCAGCUGUCACCCAUUACAGAGGAUAGUGAGAGCCGUGCAGAUCCCUCGGAGCCAGAAGGCCAGCUGUCUGAGGAGGAGAAACCAGAUCAACAGCCCCUGAGUGGCGAGGAGGAGCUAGAGCCCGAGGCCAGUGACGGUGAGGGGCACUCUGCAGCGGGACCUGGGUGGACUGGGGUUGGCCUGUGGCUAGGGAGAAGGCCACGUUGGGUUGGGUAGGGGCAGGAGCCCCUGGUCUGGAAUUUCCCAUUUGGGAUUUCGUUUCUCCUUCCCCUGGCCCAGGUUCAGGCUCCUGGGAAGAUGCAGCUCUGCUGACGGAGGCCAACCUGCCUGUUUCUGCCCCUGCCCUUGCCCCGGAAACCGUGGGCAGCUCUGAACCCUCCACAGGCACUGUCCGACAGCGCCCCAUUUGCUCUAGUUCCUGAAGAGAAUAGGGCAGAGUUCCCACACUCCAGCCCUCUCCCCCCCCCCAUCCCUUUCCCUUUCCGGGGCUCCCCCAAUAAACUCUUUUCAUGCCA